Candida tropicalis MYA-3404 is the source of this 888-nucleotide messenger RNA. RefSeq lists its product as uncharacterized. The transcript has a single exon. The record is from RefSeq and is a predicted model, not a curated record. Bases 1 to 888 code for a protein of 295 amino acids. NCBI's taxonomy places the organism in Eukaryota, Fungi, Ascomycota, Pichiomycetes, Serinales, Debaryomycetaceae.
AUGAAAUUUUCCUCAAUUCUUCUUGCUGCUACAUUAGUUUCGUUUGUUUCAGCACAAACAAUAAAACUUGAUGCCGAUGCUAACCAAAAAGGAGUUGACCUUCUCAUGAAAAGAACUCACAACUAUGGAUCUGACUCUGAUUCCGAUUCUGAUUCCGAUUCCGAUUCCGAUUCUGAUUCUGACGAUGAUGAUUACAAAACAACUACCAAGAAAUCUACAUCCAAGAAGUGUACCAAAACCACAAAGUCUUCUACCACCAAAUCAACCACGUCCAAGAAAUGUACCAAAACAACUAAAAUUAUUCCUAGUAUCACUCCAACUUGUUCAUUUUCAACUUCUUGUACUACUUCUAAGGUUACCAAAUUAUGGAUUUUUGUAUUUAAGAAAACUUCUUGUACUGUCCUGGAAGUUUGUCCAAGUACCACUGCCGUUUUCACUACAGUGGAAACUACAUCCGUAUCCGCUAUCGAAACCACCGAACCAGAGGAAUCUACUACUACUGAGAUUAGUUCAACAGAAACAUUUCCAGAACAAAUUUCUAGUGAAUCAAUCACUCAGGAAAUUUCAACAGAAGAGAGUUCAACAGAAGAGAGUUCAACAGAAGAGAGUUCAACAGAAGAGAGUUCAACAGAAGAUGAAGAGACAUCUAGUGAAGAAGAGCCACCAAUACCCACUUGGAUUUUAUUCCAUGCGGGACCAAAUCAGUACAAGAAAAGAGAAUUAAACAACAAACAAGAAAACCUUAAAAAUAGUACUGCUACUUUUUCCUCUAUUUCGGAAUCUAAUGGUACAGAAAGUCUGACUUCAGCUGAAGGUGUGGGUAAAUCGAUAAUUCCUAGUAUUGGUUCUUUUGUUGGUGUUUUUACCGCUUUGUUCUUGUUGCUUUGA